Zootermopsis nevadensis is the source of this 2225-nucleotide messenger RNA. It is a transcript of the gene nemy, whose product is annotated as cytochrome b561 family member no extended memory. Lineage: Eukaryota; Metazoa; Arthropoda; Insecta; Blattodea; Termopsidae. Gene Ontology annotation, molecular function: oxidoreductase activity. The record is from RefSeq and is a predicted model, not a curated record.
AGACCAAGCUUCGGGCGCGGUCACUUACUCAGCCUGCAGUCGCCCGCAAACCCUUGAUCAACUCACAUAUUUCACACCUACUCGAAUUUCCCUCUCUGGUUCCAUCUCCGGUUUUGAGUCGCAUCUCCUUAAACUCUCUCUCCUGUACCCUCCCCGCACACGUAAUUACACAACUAAUGUUGUUUUUCCCGUCAUGCCUUGUGAUCACACUACCAUAUAACGUGUUGUUUUUAAUUAAAUCCUAAUUUCUUUUUGUUACACCCCCGUCUCUGUGACUGAACCGCCUGGAAUAAUUCUGGUCUGAACGUGUGUUUCCUGCAAGCUGUAAUGCGUAGUGAAUUGGACAUUGUAUGAAGAAUGCUUCGUGUUGAUUGGUCGCGCUUUCGUACAGGAUAUCCAAUUAUUGUGAAGAAUUUAGAGUGUAAUAAUCGCACGUGUGCGAUGUCACAGGCCAUUUAAAGCGUGUGCUUUGUUUCCGGACAUUUUGUAACACCAGGUGCACUUGAUGAGAAUUGUUUUUGGAUAACUAUCUGUGUUAUAGAUGCGAGUGACCAAGGAAAUAAUAUUUGCAGUUCGCUUCGUGGUGUUUUCUUCAAAUUCAGACUCUUGAAUGUUUGUGCUGAAAUGAUAUUUUAAUUAAGGAUAUUAGUUGAAUGCCAUUGUAAAGUUUAAUGUUUAAUAGUGCGGUGAAAUACGUUGUUAAACCAGACUGGUGGAAUUAUAAACAGUGCGGACAUAAGUAGAAACAGAGAGCAUUCACAUUCUUGAACGAACCGGGAAACAUUUGAGGUCUCAUUAUUCGUCUGACGAGCGGCAUGUCUGGUCUCCGGUGGUGCCCAGACGCGCGCGUGUAAACCGUCUGUGAAUUUCAAGCACCAAAUUCAAAGCUCAGUUCCGUUCUGUAGGAUUUUUAACUGGUUUGACGAAGUCUGAUGAUGGAUAGCAAUUCGGUUUCCCCGAUGCCAGAACUUGCCCCCAUGGCCGAGUUCGACAAGUCGCCCCCUAGUCCACCGGAGACACCACCCCUUACGACCGCCAUGGAAGAUCUGCCUCCACCCCCUACUGCUGCCAGCAUUCCCGUAUCCGAGGGUACGCAAUCUGUGAACGAGAACAUUUCUCAAAAACACCGCCACUAUGAAGGUGACAACGAAUGGGCUUGCACCAACUGGUUUGAGUACAUGUUAGUGGUGGUAUUGGCUAGUCUUCUUCUCCUGGGUUCUCUCACCAUCACGUUGUUCUGGGUUCUGUAUUACCGUGGAGGAUUCACAUGGACCGAAGAUCCCAAACACCAGUUCAACCUCCACCCUGUGCUCAUGGUCGCUGGCUUCAUAACUUUCAGUGGCUUCUCGAUUCUGUUGUACCGCGUGUGUCGUUGCUGUCGCCGGAUCUACGUGAAGCUGUUCCAUACGAUAUUCCACGCGUUGGCCAUCCCAUGUAUUGUCGUGGGCUUCAUCGCGGUCCUCGACUCACAUAAUCUUAAUCCUGCGGGGGCCAUACCGAAUUUCUACUCGCUCCACAGUUGGAUGGGUCUUGUCACAAUGGGGCUAUUUGCGCUUCAGUUUGUAGUAGGCUUCUUCAGUUUCCUUAUCCUACUGUGUUGCGAGGGAGCCACUGCAGCUUUCCGUGCUUCAUUGGUUCCAAUCCAUGCCACGUUUGGCAUAACUACAUUCAUGCUUGCUGUUGCUACCUGUCUUACAGGGCUCACAGAGAAAGCCUUCUUCGAACUGGGCAAUAAAUACUCAUCCAUGCCAGAGGAAGGGAUAGUGAUGAAUGCUCUGGCUAUGGUGUUGGUAGCUUUGGGAAUCCUUCUAUCCUAUGCGGUGCGGAGGGAAUCUUUCCGCUCCGAGGUUAAAACCUUCAUCACAGAGAGACUGUAGAGAACACCCCUGCCUGCCUGCAUCAUUCUGCUCUGUAAUGGGGGAACAGUGCACUAACUCAAUUUAUGACUUGCCAAUGAAGCAAAUUAUUUUCAAGCUUUACUUUAAUGCUUAACCACGAAAUGUCAUCAUGACAAAAUAGCUUUGUUUUGUGAAGCUACUGUAAGUUUAAAGACUCAUAUGGGAACAAAAAUGUACAUUUAAAACUGAUUGUAUCUUUUGUGUGCAUGUUAAUUAAAUACAUGUUGGUUGUAUUCCAUAUUUGCAAAAUGAUGCAAAUGUACAAUGCUGUUGGACCAAGUGAAGACUUUCCCCCUAGAUAAUGAAAACAGUUUUCAUUAUACUGAA